UAUUAGAAAUAGCCUUCGAUAUGUAGCCUAGUCUACGUUUGCGUUAAUCAUACGAUACAUGCAUUUGCUGUUAAGUCGUCUAGUUUGUGUAUGUUUGUCAGUGACCGCAGUCCGCAGUGUUGCAGCCUCUAGUAAUUUCACCAGCGAGUCCGCAGUAAAAAAAAAGUAUGUAAAUUGAGAUAGAUGUGUAACCAACAGUAGAUGUGUACAGAACGCGCGAUUUCAAUGUCUCGUAGAACGACGCUGCGAUAGUAUGUCCCCUUGACCCGAAGCUGCUAGACGUUACAAUGUAACCACAUGGUGAUGACGACGAUAUUCUGUCUGGACCUCGAUAUUGUGCUCGCGUUACAUUGUAAUAACGUUGCGUGAAAGAUUUUACAUAAUAUGUUAGAAUGAGAAAAAAGCAGAAUGUGAAACAGAGAAAGGCAGAAACAAUAACCGCAACAAUAAUAACACCGACACCAUUAACAACAACAACAGUAUCAACAACAACAGCAGCAGCAGCAGCAGUCGUCCAGGAGUUUGUGGUUGAGAAGAUCAUCCAUCGAAGGGUCUCCAAUGGAAGAGUAGAGUACUAUCUGAAGUGGAAAGGAUUCACUGAUGCUGACAACACCUGGGAACCCGAGGACAACUUGGUCUGUCCUGAACUCAUAGAAGAGUUCCUGAGAAACCUCUGUUUGUCUGGAGAGAAUCAGGUGGAGGAGGAGAACCUACGGCCGGUGGAACCAGAGCUAGUCCCCAAAGAGGAACUGGCAGGACAGGAGACGGAGAUUCAGGUGUACAGCGAGCAGAGACAUAAUGACCUCCAGGAACCAGCUGACCAGGAUUCUCCUACUGCCCUCACCUGCCCCCUGGAACCUGAACGCAUCAUCGGCUCCACAGACAGACACGGAGAACUCAUGUUCCUCAUCAAAUGGAAGAACCGUGACGAGGUGGCCCUGCUGUCAGCCAGGGAGGCCAGCGCCAGGUAUCCUGAGAUGGUUGUAGGCUUCUACGAGGACAAACUCACCUGGCACUCUGGGGACGAGGACCAGUAAAGGGUGUGUGUGUGUGUGUGUGUGUGUGUGUGUGUGUGUCGUAGAGUGUGUGCAUGUGAGUACACAAGUAUGAAUAUGAACUGACAAGCAUCUGUAGGCAUCUCAUAGGUUAAUUUCUCCUCCAGCAAACCAAGGUCCUCCUUGAGCUGACAUUAAAGGCACAGUGUGUGAAACAAUGUCCUGCUGCAGGUAGAUUGAGUCAUCGUGGCAGGUGUAAAAUCCCUCUACGGGGUUGGCUGGGCCUCUUCCUGCUUCCUGUGGUGCUGGGUGAGGUCACAAUGCCUUUGGGGGUUCAGAACCAUUCAUAGAGACGUCUAUCUCUCUCUGUGGCUCUGAUUGAGUUGAAACUAAGGAAAUGAAGGCAGACAGUUCACACUGAUGAAUGCUCCUCCCAGUCUAUUGUACAACAUCUCAACCCGAAGCUCUUUGUCAAAGCCUGACGAAGUGUGCGAGUAUCUCUCUGGAUUACAUGUCUUUGUUUUUUUUUAAAGUGACUGGAUGUGCUUCCACUACGUUUGAAGAGUUGAAACUAACCCUUAGCAUUCCUCUCCCAGUGUCUUCAUGUACUGUAGCAGACUUAAUCACUGUGGACACUGUGUUCUGUGUGACUACUGAUACUGUGGUCAUAGAACCCCAUGUGAUUGUAUUGGACUUUAGUAGUAGAUGUAGGUUCUUGUAUCUUCUGCCUCUGGGGCACCUUGGUCACAAGGCUCUCCCUCCGGCUCUUCCACUGUGAGAUGUCUGGUGUUUUAUUAAGUAGGAUACUUAUCUUGUAUAGUAGUGGGUUCACUGUGAGAUGUCUGUUGUUUUAUUAAGUAGGAUACUUCUCUUGUAUAGUAAUGGGUUCACUGUGAGAUGUCUGUUGUUUUAUUAAGUAGGAUACUUAUCUUGUAUAGUAGUGGGUUCACUGUGAGAUGUCUGGUGUUUUAUUAAGUAGGAUACUUAUCUUGUAUAGUAAUGGGUUCACUGUGAGAUGUCUGUUGUUUUAUUAAGUAGGAUACUUCUCUUGUAUAGUAAUGGGUUCACUGUGAGAUGUCUGUUGUUUUAUUAAGUAUAGUAGUAUUGUAUAGUAUUGGGUUCACUGUGCAUUACACUCAAUAGAUAACUACUGGUCACCUAAUAUGAUAUCUGCACCAUUUACUUUUUGCCACCAUCCUUGAUAUUGUACUUUUUCUGUGUGUGUGCGAUUCAAAGUUGAUAAAUGUGUUACAUUUAGUUUACUGACAAAUGUAGAAAAGUGUUGAAUGAUAGUAGAUGGUAUGCUGUUUGAUGUAGAACAUGAUAGUAGACGGUAUGCUGUUUAAUGUAGAACAUGAUAGUAUACUGUUUAAUGUAGAACAUGAUAGUAGACGGUAUGCUGUUUAAUGUAGAACAUGAUAGUAGACGGUAUGCUGUUUAAUGUAGAACAUGAUAGUAGACGGUAUACUGUUUAAUGUAGAACAUGAUAGUAGACGGUAUGCUGUUUAAUGUAGAACAUGAUAGUAGACGGUAUGCUGUUUAAUGUAGAACAUGAUAGUAGACGGUAUACUGUUUAAUGUAGAACAUGAUAGUAGACGGUAUACUGUUUAAUGUAGAACAUGAUAGUAGACGGUAUACUGUUUAAUGUAGAACAUGAUAGUAGACGGUAUGCUGUUUAAUGUAGAACAUGAUAGUAGACGGUAUACUGUUUGAUGUAGAACAUGAUAGUAGACGGUAUGCUGUUUAAUGUAGAACAUGAUAGUAGACGGUAUACUGUUUGAUGUAGAACAUGAUAGUAGACGGUAUACUGUUUAAUGUAGAACAUGAUAGUAGACGGUAUGCUGUUUAAUGUAGAACAUGAUAGUAGACGGUAUGCUGUUUAAUGUAGAACAUGAUAGUAGACGGUAUACUGUUUAAUGUAGAACAUGAUAGUAGACGGUAUACUGUUUAAUGUAGAACGUGAUAGUAGACGGUAUACUGUUUAAUGUAGAACGUGAUAGUAGACGGUAUGCUGUUUGAUGUAGAACAUGAUAGUAGACGGUAUACUGUUUAAUGUAGAACAUGAUAGUAGACGGUAUACUGUUUAGUGUAGAACAUGAUAGUAAACGGUAUGCUGUUUAAUGUAGAACAUGAUAGUAGACGGUAUGCUGUUUAAUGUAGAACAUGAUAGUAGACGGUAUACUGUUUAAUGUAGAACAUGAGAGUAGACGGUAUACUGUAUAAUGUAGAACGUGAUAGUAGACGGUAUACUGUUUAAUGUAGAACAUGAUAGUAGACGGUAUACUGUUUAAUGUAGAACGUGAUAGUAGACGGUAUACUGUUUAAUGUAGAACGUGAUAGUAGACGGUAUGCUGUUUGAUGUAGAACAUGAUAGUAGACGGUAUACUGUUUAAUGUAGAACAUGAUAGUAGACGGUAUACUGUUUAGUGUAGAACAUGAUAGUAAACGGUAUGCUGUUUAAUGUAGAACAUGAUAGUAGACGGUAUGCUGUUUAAUGUAGAACGUGAUAGUAGACGGUAUACUGUUUAAUGUAGAACAUGAUAGUAGACGGUAUACUGUUUAAUGUAGAACAUGAUAGUAGACGGUAUACUGUUUAAUGUAGAACGUGAUAGUAGACGGUAUACUGUUUAAUGUAGAACGUGAUAGUAGACGGUAUGCUGUUUAAUGUAGAACAUGAUAGUAGACGGUAUGCUGUUUGAUGUAGAACAUGAUAGUAGACGGUAUGCUGUUUAAUGUAGAACAUGAUAGUAGACGGUAUGCUGUUUGAUGUAGAACAUGAUAGUAGACGGUAUACUGUAUAAUGUAGAACAUGAUAGUAGACGGUAUGCUGUUUGAUGUAGAACAUGAUAGUAGACGGUAUGCUGUUUGAUGUAGAACAUGAUAGUAGACGGUAUACUGUUUGAUGUAGAACACAACCAAGGGUUCUGUUAGUGACCAUGGGGAUUUGAUGAGUUACUCUGAUCAAAAUGUGACGUCACAUAUGAAAAAAGUAUAACUGAUAUGAUUAUGUUAAUUUUACCCAGUCACUGAUUGUUCUCGGCUACUCUUAACCAAAUAUUUAUCCACCAACCUGUAUUUGUUACUGAUAAAUCAUUGUUUUGUUAAGGGGCCCAGAGUUAUAUAUGUUCAGGACUAACUCUAGUCCCUACACAAAAUGACUGACACUGUAUUCAUUGUGCACCUCUCCCAUGACUGGAAUGUUAUGGGACAAUGGAAUGUUAUGAGGCAAUGUCUGCAUCCCAAACAGACCCCUACUUCCUUUGUAGUGCACUAUAUAGGGAAUGGUUUGCCAUUUGAUACUCUGCCAUUCUGUUGAACCUUUUGUUCUGGGCUGCCUCUGACUGACUAAGUUACUGUACCUGUUGACCUUUGACCUGUGAAGUGUCUGUCUGUGAAUAAAGGUAGCUGUCACCCUG
Molecule: messenger RNA, 4411 nt
Organism: Salvelinus fontinalis (brook trout)
Lineage: Eukaryota; Metazoa; Chordata; Actinopteri; Salmoniformes; Salmonidae
Product: chromobox protein homolog 3-like
Exons: 5
Coding region: 393-1037 (214 amino acids)
Biological process (GO): chromatin organization; negative regulation of transcription by RNA polymerase II
Cellular component (GO): nucleus; pericentric heterochromatin
Molecular function (GO): chromatin binding
Source: RefSeq, a predicted model, not a curated record